CACGCCUCUCCUUGUCCCCUCCCCUCUUCCACUGCAGCCUUUCUCUUCGCCUGGGCCACUUCCUUCUUCAGCUUGUUCCUCCCCAGGGCGCGGAAGCAGAGAACACGGUCCAGACCCACGCGGCUUCAGUUCUUCCGCGAAGAAGGAAGCAGUCGGAGAGUCAGCAAUGAAUGUGGAUCAUGAGGUUAACCUCCUAGUGGAGGAAAUUCAUCGUCUGGGUUCUAAAAAUGCUGAUGGAAAGCUAAGCGUGAAGUUUGGGGUCCUCUUCCAAGACGACAGAUGUGCCAACCUCUUUGAAGCAUUGGUAGGAACUCUGAAAGCUGCAAAGCGAAGGAAGAUUGUAACAUACACAGGAGAACUACUGUUGCAGGGUGUCCACGAUGAUGUGGACAUUGUAUUGCUACAAGAUUAAUGUGGUUUACAUAUUGUGGUGUCUCUGGUAAACUGGAAAAAUUAAAUCAAAAGACAAACAUAUGCUUCCUUAUGUAUUUUGUAUAGAACUUUGUAAACAAAGGGGACUCAUUAAGAAGUCCUGUUUUUAUACCUUGAAAGAAAACAUUACACUGUAAAAUAAACAAAACCUAUUAUUUUUCUUAGGAAUGUGAUUGGGAAACAUUUUUGGAGGUGUGAGAGGAGUUUUUGUUUUCUUAAAUCAUUUUUAGAGAAUUUCUACAGGCACUUGACAUUCUGUCAAAGUAAGGAGCAAACUGAAGAUCAGCUGCCAUGGGGAAUGUUGUGUUAAUGUAAUAAAAACAUGUAACUGCCUUUAAA
Molecule: messenger RNA, 771 nt
Organism: Phodopus roborovskii (desert hamster)
Lineage: Eukaryota; Metazoa; Chordata; Mammalia; Rodentia; Cricetidae
Gene: Abracl
Product: ABRA C-terminal like
Exons: 3
Coding region: 167-412 (81 amino acids)
Biological process (GO): regulation of actin filament-based process
Source: RefSeq, a predicted model, not a curated record